CUUAUAAUAUUAUGUUCUAACAUAUUGUAUCAUUAGCUGCGAUUAUAAUUUUGUUUUAAAAAGCGUAGCUCAUAGUUGUAACUUUUUUAAUAUUAUAAUUUGGAAGUGCUACGACUAACGCUUAGCAGUUGUCUGCGCAUAUCUGUUUUCCAAGUACUGUUGGAAAAUGCCCGAAUUUUUCAGGAUUUCGUCGAUCUAACGUGCGUAGGAUUAGGGACGCGUCGUCGUUGACCAAGUCCUUGGGCACGUCGUCGUCACAACCGGCCAAACCAAAUCCGACCGUCCCAUGGACGAUGAGCGAGAGCACUAGCUCAUGGCCUUCCACUACCCCUACAGUGUACUCGACCACGCAGACUCCCUCGUUCGCGUCUUCAGAAACCCCAAAAAAUACCUCGCCUUCGUUGCCAGAAAUGACUAAACCAUCGACGACCACGACAACCCGUCAACAAACUUUAAGGUCCUCAACAGAACCUUCUUCGACGGCUACCACGAGCACUCCUACCCAGUCAUCGAGUCAAACCAUCGACUACUCAACAAGUCCAUCAUCUCGUGCUACCACUAUAAGUACUUCGAUCUCUGGACCGACGACCGUCGUAGAAAAUACUAGCCAGCAGGUGCUCAAAGCUCAAAGCACGUCGCCUUCUUCUCCGUCGCCUGCGUCUUCUACGCAACAAAGCCGUUCUGAUUAUUCUACAGGUAACGAGUUCGGACGUUCUCCGUCUAGCUCUCGGUUCAGUCAACCAACAACCGAUUACAACUUAUCCAGAAGUACUCCCCAAGGACAAAUCAAUGGAUUUAACAACUUCUCCAACGGUUACACUCAGUCAAGUGGCAUCCCUAUUGACUAUCAACGAUCGGGUUCACGCCAGAUGUCUGGCUUCAACAAUUCCACUCCCAGCGGCCAAAUGCAACCGGCCAUUCACCCGAACGGUGUCCCUCAGACAAUGGACUACUCAAAUCGCCCUUCGUCCACGGACUUUCAGCAACGCCAAAGUACUAACCCUGGAGGUUACCAAUCGUCCGGUCAAUAUCCCCUGCAACAGAACACUGGAUUCCGUUCGGAUCCCUCGCACAACUACCAGCCAUCCACACAGUCUCGACCCACGUAUCAGCAAAUUGGUCCCGACUACUCUGGUCAGUCUCCACCACACUAUUACGACCAACAGUAUCACCAUCAACCACCGUAUCACGGGCGAGCCGGUAACUCUCCAGACUACUAUUCCGGAGGAGGAUCUCAGCACCCACAAACGUAUACCAAUUCAAACAAUCAUAAUUAUCAAACGAGAUAUCAGACUCCAGCUGACGAUCGUUACCACCCUUACGGGACUAACAGUUAUCAACAUAGCAGUUACAUGCCGGAUGGACAGACCAUAGGCCGCAGGACGGACACGCAUGGUAACCCACCUCCACCACCAGCGGUUUAUCAAGGACAGCAACCCGUCGAUCCCAGAACCACUUAUAACAUCCAGGGAGGAGGGGGAUAUUCGCCUUUUGGCUAUGUUACCCCUCAGAUGGGCCAGAGAUACCACAACCAGAGCGCAUCUACCAACAAUUAUUAUCAGAGAGAUAAUUGGAAUGGUGGAGGUCAAACGUUCGUCGGCGAUCCAAUGAACGUCAACGGUUAUCACAAGGCCGCCACGACCACAUUAGGAGAAAAGAAGACGCCCAUAGCUUUGCCACCCAUUCAGUUGCCGUCGCAGACGUUUGCUAUCAGAAUGCCCCAGGCCUCGUCCAGGGUGGGAAAUGCAGGAGUUUUCCAACCUAAACGUCACCGCGAAGAACGAGAUUACCAGUGUCUGGGUCAGUGGGAAGAAAAUGGCCUGACCUACACGUACGCCCGCCGCAAGGACGCCAAUACUUACGAAUGUUUUGUCGGUUCUAUUGUGACCGAAGGCGAAUUGCUGUUGACGGAAGCCGGACGACACUGUACCCGCAACGUGGAUCCGUACAAAACUGGGAUGAAACUAAUCAAAAAAGGAGUUUGCGACACAGCCAAAAAAACCGGAAGUGGUUCAACUAGUUUCGUGCCGGUGGCUUCCACUCAAGGAUCUUUAUUUCCCGUCCAAUCGUCAACGCCACGCAGUAGUUAUACGGCCAUCCCAAAACGUUUGCCCUCGUCCACCAUGAAACCCUGGAAACCCAUCACCGCUCAGGGAAUGCCGCCUUUGAAGAACCGUAACACAUCGCCACCCAACGGCACCUCGACGAUUACUUUGAACUUAAUGAUGGCCAUCAUAGCAGUAUUAGUGACUUACACUCUAAAUCAAUGAUGUGACCAUCGAGUGUCUAUUUCUCAUUACUGUAGUGAACGUUUGGCUUACACGUACUUUACCAAUUUUUUUUUAUCUGUUUUAAAUAAUUUUACAUGAUAUAUAUUUUAUAGUAUAUACUUUAUUGUUUAUGUAUGUUUUUUUUUUUUGUAAAUAACAUCAAUAUUAUUAUUAUUUUUACUCUUUGCGUUUAUGGAAAAAGUGAGAGGGGUUGAAAGAGAAAUAGACGCGUGAGAGCUAGGAGCUCUUAAUAGUACCCAAUUGAGUUAACUGUGGAAAAAACAAUUUCAACAAGCGACUUAAUAUUAUUAUGAUCAAUAAUAAUGCAUAGACACUGUAAUAUUGUAACAAUUAACUACUUACUUAUACAUCAAUCGUUUGCUAAUAAAGAUAAUAAUAUUAUAUUAAAUAACAACUAUGAUACCUACGUUAAUGUGUAAUACUGCAGUCAUACGCGAUUACCAAAUUUGUAUUUUUGUUUUGUGCGCGUUAAUGUUCCUUUUUUGAUUAAAUUAAUCAAUUGUGCUGAAAGGCCUAUUGUAAAAUAUAAUUAUCAUAUUAUUUAUUUAAUGAAUAAACUGCACAAACGGUUUAAUAACAAUAUUAUUUUUGUAGAUUUUAAUAGACAAAAUAAAAUUAUAGUCAUAAGAUGUUAUGAACAAAUGGAAAUAACUCUGCAAAAUAAUAGUAGUUUUUUAAUAGGUAUCUAAUAUUAUUAUUGUUUUAAAUAUAGGCUCAAUAUUUGUAAUACAUUUUAUCUACCUAUACAUAACUAUUACUUAUCUACUUGUAUGAGAACACAUUUUACACCGUACACUGUAUGCCGUAUUAUUAUUAUAUAUUAUACUGCCUAAUGAAGGAAUAUGUAUGUCUAGUAUUGUGUCUACAUUAAAAUAACUUCGAAUUUUACACGGAUUUACGUUAUUAUUAAAUAUUAUGAAACAAAAUUAUUAAUUAUUAUUGUC
This is a messenger RNA of Adelges cooleyi (spruce gall adelgid), 3235 nucleotides long. Its product is annotated as mucin-12-like. The record is from RefSeq and is a predicted model, not a curated record. The transcript is spliced from 4 exons. The coding region runs from base 294 to 2270 and encodes 658 amino acids. NCBI's taxonomy places the organism in Eukaryota, Metazoa, Arthropoda, Insecta, Hemiptera, Adelgidae.